UCACUUUUUGACGUUUGAGAUGCCACAUUAUUGUUAAUCUACAACUGGGGAAGCUUCAUUGCUUUUUUCAAUAAAGAAAGGAAGAAACUUGCUUCAGGGUUUGAGCUUCGCUGUCAUUAUUAUUGGUGGGUUCGUUACUUUGUAGAAUGUUCGCAUCUGGGUCCUUAUUGCUUCGUGAGUGAAUAAUGAUUUUCUGAUGUAUUUGAGGAAGUUCUUUGAAUAGCUGAUUAGGAGUGAGACCUCCGUAAUUCGAUCUGCCGAUGGGAUUCCAACUCCAGUUGUUCUUAUUUCUGGCUUUUGUCCCUGUUAUUUUGGCUCAAGAAGUCACAAAUGCUAAAAUUGUAGUUGAGGGGACAAGAGCAAUUGCUGAAAAUGAUGAUAAUUUCAUCUGUGCGACACUUGAUUGGUGGCCUCAUGAUAAGUGCAACUAUAAUCAAUGUCCUUGGGGAUAUUCAUCUGUUACAAAUUUGGAUUUGUCUCACCCCUUCAUGGCAAAAGCAAUCCAAGCGUUCAAGCGUUUGAGGAUAAGAAUUGGAGGUUCUUUGCAAGACCAAGUACUAUAUGAUGUAGGCAAUUUGAAGUCUCCUUGUCAUCCAUUCAGAAAGAUGAAAGAUGGCUUAUUUGGGUUUUCAAAGGGAUGUUUGCAUAUGACAAGAUGGGAUGAACUGAAUCACUUGUUCAGUACAACUGGGGCCCUUGUGACUUUUGGGUUGAAUGCACUUUAUGGGAGGCAUCAGAUCAGGCCAAAAGAUUGGGGAGGAGCUUGGGACUCUAGUAAUACUUAUGAUUUUAUGAACUACACUGUUUCUAAGGGAUACCAGAUAGACUCAUGGGAAUUCGGUAACGAGUUAAGUGGAAGUGGCAUUGGGGCAAGUGUUCGUGCUGAAGAGUAUGGCAAAGACUUGAUCAACCUUAAAAAUAUCAUCAAUGAUUUGUAUAAGAACUCCAACUCUAAACCUUCACUUCUUGCACCUGGAGGAUUUUUUGAGAAAGAGUGGUAUGAGAAGUUUCUUCAGGUGUCAGGACCUGGCAUAGUCAACUCUUUGACUCAUCAUAUAUACAACUUGGGUGCAGGUGUUGAUCCACAUCUUGUGAAUAAGAUAUUGGAUCCCUAUUUCCUGAGCAAAGUAUCACAAACUUUCGUAAAUUUAAAGGAAACUAUUGAGAAGCAUGGUCCUUGGGCUUCUGCAUGGGUUGGAGAAUCUGGUGGAGCUUUCAACAGCGGUGGACGUAAUGUAUCUGAUACAUUUGUGAACAGCUUUUGGUACUUAGAUCAGCUUGGCAUGGCAUCAAGGUACAAUACUAAGGUGUAUUGUAGGCAGACAUUAAUAGGUGGGAACUACGGCCUCCUCAGCAAAACAACAUCAGCUCCCAAUCCUGACUAUUACAGUGCUCUUCUAUGGCAUCGGCUGAUGGGGAAGGAAGUUUUAGCUGUGGAUAGUGAUGCUUCGUCCUUUCUACGCUCUUAUGCUCACUGUUCUAAAGGAAGAGCAGGCAUAACCUUACUCUUUAUCAACUUAAGCAAUAGCACUGAUUUUAUAAUCAGCCUUCAGAAUAACAUGAGCAUGACUCUUUCCGGGGAAGCGCAAGGCUUGUACAAAGAAACCCCAUUCAUGCGUGGUUUUAAGAAAACAGUUUCAUGGGUUGGAAGCAAAGCAUCAGAUGCACCGCUAUUUAGAGAGGAGUACCAUUUGACUCCUAAAGACGGGUACCUAAGAAGCCAUACCAUGGUUCUAAAUGGAAUACCAUUGGAGCUUACAAACGAUGGAGACAUCCCAAGAUUAGAUCCCGUCCAUGUUCACAUGAAUUCCGUAAUAUCCAUCUCUCCUUUGUCCGUUGCAUUCAUAGUAUUCCCUAAUUUUGACGCUCCUGCUUGUGCAUAGUUUGUCUUGUAAUAUUGAUCACUGAAUCUUUUAUUAUACCUUUAUUGUUUAUAACAAUUGCAGAACUGUAAGGGUCUGCAAUUGUAGUUAUAAUAAAGUAUAAAGGAUGGAUAUAGAUAGCUUGUAUGCCUAAGAAAGAACGUGAUGUAUCUUAGUAUUGGAUUCAUUGUUUGCAUAAUGGUUUUCUUUUGAAUGUAUUUGAGGCUUCAUUUAUCAACAGAUCUAUUCUAUUGCCUGA
Messenger RNA from Tripterygium wilfordii, 2121 nucleotides. RefSeq names its product heparanase-like protein 1. Gene Ontology annotation, molecular function: beta-glucuronidase activity. The transcript is spliced from 10 exons. Bases 261 to 1883 code for a protein of 540 amino acids. The record is from RefSeq and is a predicted model, not a curated record. Lineage: Eukaryota; Viridiplantae; Streptophyta; Magnoliopsida; Celastrales; Celastraceae. Gene Ontology annotation, cellular component: plant-type cell wall; membrane.